Oldenlandia corymbosa var. corymbosa is the source of this 1419-nucleotide messenger RNA. NCBI's taxonomy places the organism in Eukaryota, Viridiplantae, Streptophyta, Magnoliopsida, Gentianales, Rubiaceae. The record is from the annotation of a GenBank genome assembly.
UAAUAAAUCCAUAACAAACACCAUCAUUUCUCAUUCCUUUUAAUUGGUUAAAAUUAAGGGGAAGAAAAAAUGGUGGUGGCUCCAAAAUCUCUUUUUUCAAUCCCAAUUCUCUUAUUAUUUUCUACAUUCUCCUUAGCAUCAUCUCGAGCAUCAUUUAAUGUGUUAGACUAUGGAGCCAAAAUGGGAGGCAAAAUCGAUUCAUCAAAGGCCUUUCUUGAUACAUGGCAAGCUGCAUGUGCCUCGACAACUUCGUCAGUGGUGUACGUACCAAAAGGAACAUUCUUGCUGGGUAGUAAAACGACGUUUGCAGGGGCAUUUUGCAAGAACAACGUCGCGAUGCAAAUCGAUGGCACACUCGUCGCGCCGUCCGAUUACAGAGUUAUCGGCGACGACGGCCAUUGGAUCGUCUUCUGGCAAACUAAUGGGAUGGUUCUUAGGGGUGGAAUUCUUGAUGGUCGAGGUGCUAACCUUUGGAACUGUAAAAAGGCAGGAAAACAAUGCCCAAUAGGUGUAACGAAUUUGGCGUUUUCCAACUCAAACAACGUUCAAAUUCGCGGCGUAACAUCGAUAAACAGCCAGAUGUUCCACGUUGUUAUUCACGAAUGCACAAACGUGAAUAUAAAAGGCUUUCGCAUUUCAGCUCCAGGUGACAGUCGUAAUACCGAUGGCAUUCAUCUUUCACGGUCUUCCAAUGUCAUUGUGACAGGAUCCACCAUUUCCACCGGUGAUGACUGUAUUUCAAUUAGUCCCGGCUCCAGUAACGUGCUGGUUGAGAAUAUCUUUUGUGGCCCUGGCCAUGGAAUAAGCAUUGGAAGCAUAGGUGCCCAACACAAUGAAGGAGGAGUACAAAAUGUGACAGUGAGACAUUGUACCAUACAAAACACACAAAAUGGAGUAAGAAUAAAAACUUGGGCUAAGCCAUCCAGUGCAUACGUGAAAAAAGUGAUUUUCCAGAAUGUAACCAUGGUUAAUGCCGGAAACCCAAUCAUCAUCGACCAAAACUAUCGUUCCAAUGGACAGACAUCUGGGGUUCAAAUCAGUGGAGUAACAUUUCAACAUAUUAGAGGAACAUCAUCAACAAAAGAUGGAAUCUCAAUUAAUUGCAGUCGUUCCAAGCCAUGCAAGGGAAUCACAUUGCAUAAUAUUAACCUUUCUUUCGGUGGUCAACCUGGUGGAACAUCAUGCUCCAAUGUUUUUGGAAGAAACGUAGGCACUGUUGUACCUGCCGGCUGUAUCAAAAAAUCUACCUGGAAAUAGUGUUAGUGAAAUUCUCCAGAAAUCUAGAAUAAAUUAAUAAACUCGUAGAGUUUAUUGAGGAAUUAGAUUUUAUUUUUUUUUUUUUGAAAACGAGGAAUUAGAAUAUUGAUUUAGUUAUAGGGUUCACCAUUUGUUUGAAAGAGACCCAAAUGCUUUUGAGCC